Caenorhabditis briggsae is the source of this 612-nucleotide messenger RNA. The coding region runs from base 1 to 612 and encodes 203 amino acids. NCBI's taxonomy places the organism in Eukaryota, Metazoa, Nematoda, Chromadorea, Rhabditida, Rhabditidae. The transcript is spliced from 3 exons. The record is from RefSeq and is a predicted model, not a curated record.
AUGUCCCGUUUAUUAUACAUCAUUCCUAUACUUCUUCUUUUCUGCACUCUUCCCGUGGCUUCUUUGAACAGUAAACGAUCCGAUCCAAUGUUCCUGGCCCUAGCUUGUCCUAAUCAAUGUGAAGUUCGUGUCCGGUUUUUGGAGUCUAUGUCGGGACUCUCCGUCUAUAACAACACAACUCCAAUAUUUCAAAUGAUUUUAUCCAGCACGAAUGGAACUCUUGACGAACAUAGACUCCACGUUCCAGAAGACGUUAGUGUCCUUGAAUUUGUCUUUGAACCCAGAGAAGAUUUUAAUGGAACAAUAAAUCAGGAAACGAGUGUUUGGGAUUUGACCUAUUCAGAAACAUAUUUUCACUCCUCUGGAGGAGGAUCACUUUAUAUGUUUGGAAACUUGCCGUGUGGAAAAUACGGUUGUCCCCAAAACCCCCUCUGCGACGCUGGUUGCCGUUUCACAGUCAUCGCAUCAAUCGGUGCAUUCUGUCUCUCGAUCCUCGCUGGUCUCAUCCUUCAAACCGUCUACGUGUCGUUCCUCGGAUUCCGUAAAACACGAAAAGAGCUCGAGAUUCGCGAUACGCUCCGUUUGACAGAGUCCGCUGAGCCUUCACAUUAA